AUGAUCCCAAGACACAUGAUUUUCAAAAAUCCUGCACUAAGAAGUUUCUUGGUGCAAAGGAUUUAUAGAACUAUACUCAAAGAGCACAAAGUCUUUUUUGACCAGGUAGUUGUAAAUCACUUUAAAAGUUCCAUCAUCCCCAAAUUCAAAGAGUAAAAUUCAAGUAGAAUGAAGCACAACUAUCAGUAUCGUAGAAUCAGCCAUUUCAUUCAAACCACUCAAGAAUUAGCUGAAAACUUGAUAAUUUCUAAUAAAAAAUCAGAUGAGUUUAAAAGGGAUAUAAAGAAGUUGCUGGAAGUAGGGUACGGCAAAUCCAAUCUGUUUCCUGGCUCCAAAGAAAAAAUAGACAUGAUAAAACUAGGGCGCUUAGAGCCAUUUAUCCUCUCAGAAGAACAAAAAACUUAUAUCUCUGAGCAAUGCGUGAAAAACCCUUCCAUGAGUAUUUAUUAUAAAAUUGCGCUUAGCUAUCCUGCAAGACUCACAAAAGAAGAAGGAAUAGCUUUAAAAUCACCUGAAGAGUCUAAAUUACAAAUAAUAGAUUAA
Blepharisma stoltei is the source of this 543-nucleotide messenger RNA. The record is from the annotation of a GenBank genome assembly. Lineage: Eukaryota; Ciliophora; Heterotrichea; Heterotrichida; Blepharismidae.